Messenger RNA from Oncorhynchus mykiss (rainbow trout), 5627 nucleotides. Its product is annotated as transcription initiation factor TFIID subunit 4. Gene Ontology annotation, cellular component: transcription factor TFIID complex. Gene Ontology annotation, biological process: DNA-templated transcription; transcription initiation at RNA polymerase II promoter. Lineage: Eukaryota; Metazoa; Chordata; Actinopteri; Salmoniformes; Salmonidae. The record is from RefSeq and is a predicted model, not a curated record. Gene Ontology annotation, molecular function: DNA binding; RNA polymerase II general transcription initiation factor activity; protein heterodimerization activity.
UCCUUAAAUGUAAUUUAUAACAAUUUAUCCCAAACUGUAAAUCUAACAAUAACCAAUCAGAGCACCCUGGAAUCCGAUGUGAGUGACGGAGUAUCCAAUCGGUGCAGGCGUCUCACGAGCGAGUAAAGAUGGCGGCGGGCUCCGAUUUACUGGAUGAUGUUUUCUUCAACACAGAGGUGGACGAGAAAGUAGUUAGUGAUCUAGUUGGGUCUUUGGAGUCUGAGCUCACGGGAUCGGGUCGUGGAAAGUCUUCAGUUAGGGUCCAGGCUGCAGCAAAUCACAUUGACAACUCAGCUGUAGGUCGCAAUUCCAAUGUCCAGGACAGCGAAAUGGGACUUUCACAAGAGCUUGCUAAACCAGGGACUGGCGUGCCAGGGGGGGUCAUUAAUAGUAGGAGGUCCCAGGGUUCAACCAUGUAUGCUGCGGUCGGGACAACGGCGGUGGGAUCGAGCAUGACAGCCGGGCACAGUCCGAGCAAGACUGGGGCAGUCAGUGGUGUGAUAACGGAGGUUCCCGAUCACGGAGCUGGGAUCAGAAAAACUGGGGCGGCUGGUGUGCAAACUUUAAAUGGAAGGAGCGUUGUGAUAAACUCUCAUAAUUCAGGAAGUGUUGCCGCUUUGGUGAGCUCGGCAAGCAGCACAGUGCCCGCCGUCGCGGUUGUCAACAACGGACCGAGCUCCGUAGUCAAAGGAAACGUAGUCUUACCCUCAACUUCCAGCACAGUCAUUCAAACACCUCUUAUGCACAAUGCUGUCACUUCAACUGUGAUAUCGUCUCAGCUGUCUGUUCUAAACAGUGUGCCCACUGUCACGCUCGUGAGGCCGCCUAUGCAACCCCUCGGAACAAUCACCGCGCAGAGCGGGAGUAAUAAUACGGUUCUGAUACGAUCUGCCAACGUUGCCCACCCUGCAAGUUCAGAAGCGCAAAUCAACACAUUGGAGUCUCCAAAAACGACCACACAAACGACUUCAGAAGUGACCAGCCCCAGUGUUGUAGGUAAAAGCCUGGUUUUACAAAAUGUGAGGACCUCCAUCCCAUCGACAAUUGCAGCCUGUCCUGGUGGGAUAAAGGCGAUCGCGCCACAGGUGUUCUCCCCGAGACUUCCGCAACCCCAACAAAAUGCUUCAAACAUCCAAAACAUUCAGCUCCCUCCAGGCAUGGUGCUGGUACGCAGUGAGAGUGGGCAGCUUCUGAUGAUCCACCAGCAGACCCUGGCCCAGAUGCAAUCCCAGUCCCAGAGCGCCAUGACCCCACGGGCAGCUACCCCCACCAGCACUCCCCCUGUCCAGAUCACUUCUGUACAGGCUCCAGGGACGCCCAUGAUGUCCCGUCAGGUGACCCCCACCAUCACUAAGCAGGGCUCCACGGCCCAGACCACCGUCCAGGCCACCACCACCCUCCAGAGGCCUCCUGUACUACAACAGAACACCAUUAUGCUGGGUGGAGCGGCCGCCACCUCAGGUCAGGCUCCAGUGCAGCCUUGCUCAGCAGCAGUCACCCAGAGAGCAGGGACACCAGUCGUUUCUACCAUGGAGAUCCUGGAGAAUGUGAAGAAGUGUAAGAACUUCCUGUCCACGCUGAUCAAACUGGCAUCCAGCGGGAAGCAGUCGUCUGAGACCACAGCCAACGUCAAGGAGUUAGUCAAGAGCCUGCUGGAGAGUAAGAUCGAAGCGGAGGACUUCACCAGUCGGUUAUACCGGGAGCUCAACUCCUCUCCUCAGCCAUAUCUCGUGCCUUUCCUCAAGAGGAGUCUUCCUGCACUGCGUCAAAUGACCCCUGACUCGGCAGCCUUCAUCCAGCAGAGCCAGCUGCCUCACACUGGCGCCCAGCCUGCCGCCCCCUCCAAGGCCUUGACUGCUGCGGUGCUGGGGGGCAUGUCCACGGCACAGAACUCCCGUCUCAACAGUAGUAGCCCUGGGGCCAAGGGGACCAUGCACCAGUCUCCUGUCAUCAGCCUGGCCCAGACACCUCAUAACAAGCCUGGCCUGAUGGUGCCUCAGCAGCAGGGGGCAAUGGGGAGGCCUCAGGUGACUCUGGCCCAGUCACCCAUGGUUACGCUCCGAGGCCAGCCCCACAGUCACAUCAUCAUGGGGCAGCCGCAGGUGGUCAGACAGCUUCAGACAGUUCCUGUAGUGAAGCAGGCUCUAGCACCAGGAGCCAAGGUACCACUGGGGCCCCAGUCUAUGCUCUCUGUAGUACUGAAGAACAGGCAGAAGGAGGCAGGCGGAGGAACCUUCAAGGAUGAUGAUGAUAUAAAUGACGUGGCCUCUAUGGCUGGAGUCAACCUAUCAGAGGAGAGUGCCCGCAUUCUGGCAACCAACUCUGAGCUGGUCGGCAUGGUGACUCGCUCUUGUAAAGACGAGGCCUUCCUCUACACCUCUUCACUAACCCAGAGAGUACAUGAGAUAGGCGGGAGGUUAGGGGUGACUGACCUGGGGCCGGAGGUGAUCAGCUACGUGUCCCAUGCAACACAGCAUCGACUGCAGAACCUGCUGGAGAAAUUGACGGUGGUGGCGCAGCAGAAAAGCAUCACCUUCAAGGAGGAUGAUAAGUGUGAACAGGUGAGUGAUGUGCGAUCACAGCUGAAGUUCUUUGAGCAGCUGGAUCAGAUGGAGAAACAGAGGAAGGAGGAGCAGGAGAGAGAGAUCCUGAUGAAGGCAGCUAAGUCUCGAUCACGACAAGAGGACCCAGAGCAGCUUCGGCUUAAACAGAAGGCUAAAGAGAUGCAGCAGCAGGAACUGAAUCAGAUCAGGCAGAAGGAGGCCAACAUGACGGCCCUGGCAGCCAUCGGCCCCAGGAAGAAAAGGAAAAUGAACUUCCCUGUCAGCGGAACCGGGGCUGAGGACUUGUGCUCUGGUCCCUCUCCGUCAGGUGGGUACAGUAGCGGAGGCUCCAGGCCUCAGCGCCAGCGCAUCACCCGGGUUAACCUCAGGGACCUGCUCUUCUGUCUGGAAAAUGAGAGGGAGACCAGCCGCUCACACCUGCUCUAUAAAGGCCUCCUCAAAUAACACAGGGAGACCGGACAUGCCCAAUAACGCUUUUCUAAGGGACAAGAAAUGAAUGAGACUAACCAAGUCACUCACCUCCCUAACAGACAGAGACCAGCCACUCCCUAUAGCACCUCCCUAACAGACAGAGACCAGCCACUCCCUCUAUAGCACCUCCCUAACAGACAGAGACCAGCCACUCCCUCUAUAGCACCUCCCUAACAGACAGAGACCAGCCACUCCCUAUAGCACUUCCCUAACAGACAGAGACCAGCCACUCCCUAUAGCACUUCCCUAACAGACAGAGACCAGCCACUCCCUCUAUAGCACCUCCCUAACAGACAGAGACCAGCCACUCCCUAUAGCUCCUCCCUAACAGACAGAGACCAGCCACUCCCUAUAGCACCUCCCUAACAGACAGAGACCAGCCACUCCCUAUAGCACUUCCCUAACAGACAGAGACCAGCCACUCCCUAUAGCACUUCCCUAACAGACAGAGACCAGCCACUCCCUAUAGCACUUCCCUAACAGACAGAGACCAGCCACUCCCUCUAGCACCUCCCUAACAGACAGAGACCAGCCACUCCCUAUAGCACCUCCCUAACAGACAGAGACCAGCCACUCCCUAUAGCACUUCCCUAACAGACAGAGACCAGCCACUCCCUCUAUAGCACCUCCCUAACAGACAGAGACCAGCCACUCCCUAUAGCACCUCCCUAACAGACAGAGACCAGCCACUCCCUAUAGCACCUCCCUAACAGACAGAGACCAGCCACUCCCUAUAGCACCUCCCUAACAGACAGAGACCAGCCACUCCCUCUAUAGCACCUCCCUAACAGACAGAGACCAGCCACUCCCUAUAGCACUUCCCUAACAGACAGAGACCAGCCACUCCCUCUAUAGCACCUCCCUAACACAGAGACCAGCCACUCCCUAUAGCACCUCCCCUAGAGACAAGAACAACCAAUAGCACCUCCCUCAAAGGGCAAGAUAGACCAGCUACCCUUGAUGGUACCGUCUCUUCCUCUGUGCUCUCCUAGAAUCAUGACCUCCUAGACUAGAGGAGAGACCAAUGACACCUGGAAAAUGAAUAAUCAGCUGAACCCUACACUCCCUCCUCAAGAGAGACCAGGCUGUUGCAGCUGUGAAACAAUGAGUUGUUGGGACUGACCUAUCAGACUAGCUCUUCUGGCCUUCUUCGCAAUUGCCUGAUCCCUCCUGAUGACCCAGUUGGACAUGACUUCAACAAGGUCACCAGGAGAGAUCUGCCAAUAAAGUUGGAAGUCCCACCUAGUUGACCACAUUAAAAUGGUGGAUGCCCCCAAUGGCGCUGCCUAUGCUAAUACGGCCUUUUGUCCACUAGAGGCCUCAAUCAUUCUCCAUGUUAGAGACCUGCUACUGGCAACCAGGUCCCCUCCCAUACACUCCCCUAGAGGGGAAAUGCUCUUAUUUGUGAGGUCUCCUUUGGGUCUGGAAAUAUCCUCAUGUUUUGCAGUAGGGACAUGCAUUAGCUUUUCCAUCCUUUAACCUCAUGCAAUAUAUGAUUAGACGUUCUUUAGAAAGAUCCCCAGCUAGAGGACUUUUAAACACGUUUAACCAACAAAUGUAUAAACCUGCAGGAGUAACGUCAAAUACCUGACGAUACAGAGACUCUUUGCAUUUUGUUGAGGAGACGUUUUAUUUUUCCUAUUUUCUAGUCAUUCAUUCUAGUGCUCUUUUACUGACUGAGGAUUAUUUUCAUUUGACUGGUAUUACUCUUCCAUCGAGCUGCCUUGCAGCCAUAAUAAGCCAUAUUAAUCAUACAUCUCUAACUCUCCACCUCUGAUGACAGAACUCCUUCUCAAUCAGUCAAUAUUCCACAGAGAUUUUAGACUUGUUUGAUUUCUGCUUUAGCAUCUCUUCCCAGGUGAUUGUGUGUUGGACUUUGUUUUUAAUCACUUAUAAUGAUUAUUUAUUUUGUCAGCAUGUCUGUUGCUAACAUUUGUACAUGUAUAUGCAUACAUGAAAACACACACACAUCCUAUGGAAGCAGUCGGUAAAUUGUAGGUUUUUAUCAGUAGACCGUGUGAAGAAAUUGAUAUACAAUAUAUAUAUAUAUUUUUUUUUUCAGAAGAGUAAUGUAAAACAAUUUACAUUAAUUAAUUGAUGCAACAAUGAAAAGUGAGACUGAUGCAAAGUUGGCAAUAGGUAGCGUUUAUGAUUGAAGGGAGGCCAUUGCUAGCUGCCAUGGUGAUGUGGGAUGGUAUGCAGAAUGCACCCCCGAACGAUCCGUUUUUUAAUCAAGCAGUCGGUCAGAAGCAUACACCCACUUUAUGUAUAUUCUUUAUAUUUCUUAGCGCACAUACUAAUUGGUUGGUUGUUAAGCUUUUGGAUGGUAUUGAUGAAACCUUUCAGACUGUACAUAUUUUUCAAUACUGUAGCCCCUAGCAGCUGUUACGCAUCUUUCCCUUUAUCCAUGUUCUAUCAGAGAACUGUUUUUAGUGAAAAACCUGAAGCAGAUGACUUCUUAUUAAUAUCUUGUACAUUUUGCACAGCCACUUGUUAAUAUGUAAAUAUUCUAACUGAAAGAAUGUUUUUUAAUUGCAAUUGUUUUAUAGUUGAUUGAGAGAGAAUGCUCUCCUUCAUUAAAAAAAUGAAAAA